AUGAAAUGUUUAGAAUCGUAUUUGAAGGACGACCUGAAGAUUGACUUCGCGAGCUUGCAAGGUCAGGAAACUUACGCUUGCAAGCAUUUCAAUGGCCUUUCGGAAUUACUGUUGAGAUGCUAUGUCUAUCCGAAUGAAAGACAAUUACCACUACCGGCCUUUUCCGAGGCGGAUAAUCAUAGCUUUGUUGUGGAUCAAUGCAUCAGCUUUCUGCUGUCCCAGAAAUUUUACAGCAAUCUGCUGACUUAUGGAUAUAGAAUGGGAUCUAACCAGAAUAUUGGUUCGGCCCUUCACUGUGUUGAUGUGAAUUCCUGCGUAGCGGUCAUCAAAAGUGUCCCGUGGCAAUUAUUUCGUGAUGUUUUUGGAACGCAGCAAUUUGCUAAUCUGAUUGUUAACCAUAGUCUAUUUCUCUACAAUGAAGAAUAUUUCUCACAGGUUUCAGGUGACAGAAUAAACAGUUCAUACUGCCUUCCGCCUUCGCGGCUGGGAAAAUUGGAAGAUCGAUUAAAUGACUUUGAUGCACCGUUUAAAGUAGCAAGCUUCCUGUACAAAAACUCUUUCGGGUUCAAGCACAAGCGAAUACUCCCUUCGAGGAAGGGCUAUCUGUUUUUAAGGGAAUCGUUGACCCAAGGAUGUCCUGUGCGUAUCAGUGGCAUCAUUGUGCGCCAAAUGGAUGCUGCGUUGCUCAGAUUAUUGCGAAGACAUCAUGGUGGAAUAAAGUAUCUGCAGAUCUUCAACAAUUUGUGCCCCAAACCCAAGUCAAACAAUCACCUUGACGCUCAGACACCAACAGACCAUGUUCUCAGAUUUCUGAUAGUUGUGCUGGAAAAGCUAGUGACUGACGAGCUGUUUGGUUCAAAGAGAAAUAAAGCCGCGGUGUUCAAAUAUGUAUCGAAAAUACUGAAACUACCCAUCAGAGGCUCUCUCUAUAUUGAGGAGAUUGCAGCUUGUUUGAAAGUUAAGGACUUCCAGGUGUUUCGACCGCCAAGUAGUCUAUUUUCUAGACACGAUUUUGAGGCAGCCAAUUUUUUGAUGAGAUCAUUCGUUUCGUGGCUAUUCAAGACGGUGAUUCCGGCUAUUAUAUCUACGUUCUUUUAUUGCACCGAAAUAUCCUCCUUCACCACUACACUGUUCUUCCGGCAAGAUAUAUGGAACGAAAUGUCGUUGCCAUUUUUACAGAACUACCUUGAUAAUUUCAUGGUUGAGAAUACUAAGUGCAGAAAUCAUGAAAGUUACACAUUAUCAAAGUUCAAUCAUCAUAAGGUGCGCAUCAUUCCCAAGAAAAGCAAAGGAGAGUUUAGAGUAAUAGCGAUCCCUAUGAAAGGAGCAGAUAGCGAGGAGUUUAAGGAUUUCCAGCAGAAUUUCCGGAAUGUUAUCUGCCCCGUUCAAUGCGUACUCGAGUUCCUGAGAAGCAGAAGAAAGACCCAUUUUGGCAAGUUGUACUCUGUCAACCAAAUUGGUACUCAUUUGGGGAAGUUCAAGGCUUCACUGCUCAACAAAUAUGGAGAAGUUCCAAAACUGCAUUACCUCAAGUUCGACAUUAAUUCAUGCUAUGAUUUUAUUCCACGUGAGAAGGUGUUGAGCGUUAUUAGGAAGGCCUUAAUGAAUGAUUGUGGUUUUUUUGUGAGAUCCCAAUCAUAUUACGACACAAGGAAAGGAAUUCUCAGGAUUCGGAAUGUUGUCAACGGUUGCCGGAAACCGAAGAAGGAGGAAGUUUAUAUCGAUAACGUCAGGACGUUUUUCGUUAGUGCAGAUGAUCUGAUUCACACUGUUAUGACUGAGCUUUUUCAGUCCGCACUCUCUUUCAAUGGUAAGUGCUAUCUCAGAAAGACUGGCCUUUUUCAAGGCACCAGCCUCUCGGCACUCUUGGUUGAUCUUGUGUAUGACGAGCUAUUGGAGCACUAUGAUAUAUUUCAUUCUUCCAAAGAGGACGACACCAUUGUCCUUCGGUUAGCCGACGAUUUCUUGGUUCUGUCUACUAGUGGAUCGAGAAUUGCAAGAGCCAGAGAAGAAGUUUUAAAUGGGUUCACAGAAUUCAACGCUGAGGUUAAGAGGAGCAAGCUUAUAAGUUCAGUCAGCAAAGAACUGAACCAGAAACUUUCUUUUUGCGCUUUAGACAUUAAUAUUAGAACGUUGGAAAUCAGUAAAAGCGCCGGUAGCUUAGUUGUGUCCGAUAUUCAGAAAACCACCACUGGCAAGCUUUACAAAAAACUGCUGAACAUGUUUGAAGCAAAAUUGUCGUAUGGCACAGCUAGUUUAUUGAUUAAUUCUCCAGCAACCAUAUUGAACCAACUUGAAUUGAUUGCGUCGAACAUCGCAGAAUCAUUGGUCAGGUCUUUCAAGAAGAAAGAGGUCAAGAGUGCCAGCUUUUCCAUUUUUUUCGAGAGAGUAACUGCGGCAGCAAUUCGUUCAUACCGCGAAUUUGGUAAUGAUGAUGUUUUUAUCCUUCAAAUUCAGAUUGCAAUCGCUAAUGGCUUCUUAGCUAUGCUUUCAAAAAGGUGCGUGAAAUUUCAAGAUAUUGUAAAAUUCUUGCAAUGCUAUUCAGUCGAGCUCUUACGGACAAAAAUUUCGAAUCGCUAG
Torulaspora globosa is the source of this 2580-nucleotide messenger RNA. It is a transcript of the gene EST2, whose product is annotated as telomerase reverse transcriptase. Gene Ontology annotation, biological process: telomere maintenance via telomerase. The coding region runs from base 1 to 2580 and encodes 859 amino acids. The transcript has a single exon. Gene Ontology annotation, molecular function: telomeric repeat DNA binding; telomerase RNA binding. The record is from RefSeq and is a predicted model, not a curated record. NCBI's taxonomy places the organism in Eukaryota, Fungi, Ascomycota, Saccharomycetes, Saccharomycetales, Saccharomycetaceae. Gene Ontology annotation, cellular component: telomerase catalytic core complex.